AUGGGCAUCCCACUACCACUGGAGAUGUUACAGAUUGUAUUGGAGCUCAUCAUUGCUGAGGAGAACGCCAACGUGCCUCCAUAUGUCGCUAAGAACACCAAUUUGGCCCCAUAUGCCACUUUCAACCGCGACUGGCAGGCGAUUAUCGAGAGGCAGACGUUUUCAAGCAUUAAGAUCAGCACAAAUAAGCGACUGGCAGAAUUCAACAAAUUACCAUGGGUUCAGUUAUCAUGGAGCCAAAGACGAAGCCAUAUACAGAAAAUUUAUUUCAUCGUGGAAUUGGAGUCGUAUGAUGGCGAGGCUCGCACACGGUACGAAAAUGAACAGGAGAUACAGCGAAACAGCAAAUUUUUUACCACUUCAAUUCAGUCACUAUUCAAUGCUUUAUCUGAAUGGCCGGAUAACGAAGCGGGUAUCAGUCUUUCGAUUAUGGCGCAGUCCCCCGGCGAUAUUAGCGCCCAAGGUCCUAAGGCAAGGAAGCAGCGCGGGUGGGGUAAGUCACGUCUCUUAACACGAGACCCUGGAGACGAGUUGCCAGUUUACGACUAG
Messenger RNA from Penicillium nucicola, 549 nucleotides. RefSeq lists its product as uncharacterized. The record is from RefSeq and is a predicted model, not a curated record. The transcript has a single exon. Bases 1 to 549 code for a protein of 182 amino acids. NCBI's taxonomy places the organism in Eukaryota, Fungi, Ascomycota, Eurotiomycetes, Eurotiales, Aspergillaceae.